Messenger RNA from Stereum hirsutum FP-91666 SS1, 1212 nucleotides. Its product is annotated as alcohol dehydrogenase. Bases 43 to 1077 code for a protein of 344 amino acids. NCBI's taxonomy places the organism in Eukaryota, Fungi, Basidiomycota, Agaricomycetes, Russulales, Stereaceae. The record is from RefSeq and is a predicted model, not a curated record. The transcript is spliced from 9 exons. Gene Ontology annotation, molecular function: oxidoreductase activity, acting on the CH-CH group of donors, NAD or NADP as acceptor.
CUCCGUACUACCCCAACUUUGAGUUUUUGAACCUGAAUAACGAUGGCACCUAUCACCAACGGCCGUUCUCUUUUCUCUGAAAUCCCUACCGGCUACCCUGAACCAGGCAAACACGUUACCUACGACACCUCCGAGACUAUCGACCUCGAGACCGUUUCUCUCAAUGGAGGUGUCCUCGUCAAGGUACUCUAUCUCUCGAUCGACCCGUACAUGAGGGGACGCAUGCGGCCUGAGAGUGUGGCGAGUUAUGUGCCCGCAUUCCCGCUCGGUAAACCAAUGACCAACUUCGGCGUCGGGAAAGUCCUCCGCUCAGAGAACGAUUCCUACAAGGCUGGCGAUCACGUCUAUGGCUCCCUCCCAUUCCAAGAAUACUUCAUCAGCACAGAGAAAGGCGAACUCACCGUGCUCAAGAACGAGGCCGGGAUCCCCUUGUCGGCUUAUGUCGGCGUCGCGGGUAUGCCGGGUCAGACUGCGUACAUCGGGUGGCAAGAGUUCGCAAAGGCGAAGAAGGGGGAGACGAUAUUCGUUACGUCUGCCGCUGGACCCGUCGGCUCCUUCGUCGUCCAGCUCGCGAAGCAGGAAGGUCUGAAGAUCAUCGCCUCGUCCGGCUCAGAAGAGAAAGUCGCAUACUGUACGUCGCUCGGCGCGGAUGUGAGCUUUAACUAUAAGACAACGAGCACGGAGGAGAUACUGAAGAAGGAGGGGCCGAUCGAUAUUUACUGGGACCACGUCGGGGGCGAAGUUCUCGACCUUGCGCUCAAGUAUGCGAACGUGAACGCGAGGUUCGUCGAGGUGGGGAUGAUUACGGAGUACAAUGGCCCCAAGGCGUAUAGCGGGAUUACCAACAUGGUGAGCAUCAUCGCCCGCCAAAUCUCCAUGAACGGCUUCCUCGUCUUCCACUGGCUGCACAAAUACGGCGAGGCCUUCUACCGCGACGUCCCGAAAUUGAUAAAAGACGGGGUCAUCAAGUUCGAGGAGGAUAAGAGCUAUGGGUUGAAGGAGGCCGGGCAGGGUGUUUGGGAGGUGCAGACGGGGAAGAGCAAGGCGAAGAAGGUCAUCGUUGUUGCGGAGGAUUAGAGUGGGAUCAUGGGAUGUCCGAAUCAUGGUGGACGGUUGGCGGUGGAGUGGAAUAAACACACAAUUAAAUAAAGGUGGAGUCUGAAUCUGUAUCGAGUAUGUAUAUAUGUAUAAUCGCUAGCCUACCAAGUCUGC